AUGGCAACGAUAUUCCAGAGCUUUCGAAGCUCGACCUUGUCGAAGCGCCUGCUCAUCUACGCCCUGCGGCGCCUGGAGCUCCUGGACGAGGAGACGCUGGAUAUGGAGAACCUACAGUUCGCACUCGGCAGGACCACCACAGCCGAGUUCAAAGAUGUUGGAGUGCGCCUCAAGAAACUCGAGCGCCUGCUGCAGCUCCCCUCUUCGUUCCGAAUCCAAAAGGCAAAAGUGCUGAAACUCAACGUCACGAUCCCCGUCGACUUUUACACGAGCCCUAUAAUCAUCGAGAUCGACGGCGUCGACGUGCGGCUGAAGGUGUCCACCGCCGGCGAAGAUGGCAAGGGCAAAGCGGCGGCCGCCACACCGAGCGAAGACUCCAAGGGACUGCCCAAUACCGUCAACCUCGCCGAGUCGUUCCUGAACGAGGAUGCCGCUUUGAAAGAUGCCAAACUGGCCGAGGAGAAGCGAAGGCUGGAAGAUGCUCUGGCGGCCGAAACGAUGGAUCUUGGGGGCUCGACUAUGAGCGAGAGCUCCAUGAGCGACGACGGCACUCAGUUCGGAACAGGCCAGGCGCUAUCCCUCCCGGGUUUCCUGGCCGGUUUCCUCCAGGGCAUCGUUGACCGUAUCCAAGUCCGCAUCCGAGGCGUCACAUUUCAGUUGGACGUUGAGGUUCCCGUCGAGCCAAGUUCGACAACGCCAGAGCUGGUCACUUUCCAGCUUGCUCUUGAUCGUAUAGACGUGGAGGGCGUUACCGCAGAGGCACACAACGAAGAGGGAGCGCCGACGAUAGUUCCAAAGGACGGAAAGCGCCACAUUGCCUUGUCCAAGAUCCGAGCCUUCCUGAUCUCAGAGGCGAACGUCUUUUCGCAGUUUGCGCGCUCUCCCUCGGUUUCGUCCCCUGCCGUCUCACAGUCUCCAUCAUUCAGCGAGCGCGCAUCCGCAUCGAGGCACAGCUCUUUUCGGCCAACCAUGCAAGACAGCUAUCUCUCCGAUUCAGCGGACCUCUCCGAGGUUGACGAUGCGCUUCUGCAGGACAGCGAAGAUGCGUUCAACAUACCUUACGACUUCUCAAGCCAACCGGCGGAACCAGUCGAGGAGGAAGAAACGAAUACGCCUAGGGCAUCGAUAUAUCAGGACUUCUCUCCUCGAGCACAUGUUCCGAUGUCCCAGUCCACCGUCCUGGGAGAUGACGAUCGUGCUGCUGCGUGGGCUAGUUUCCAGCGGGAAGCGAGAUCGGAGCCUUCGCUCCAACCCAUUGAGGGCAUUCCGCCAGUCGACCUGCUUGAGUUUGGGACACCCGAGGCACCGCAGCACUCUAUCGCGGCAAGCCACAACUCGAGUCCUGGAGGAGGCGAGGAUCUGGCACAGUCCCACCUAUUCACCCAUGAGGAGGCUGAGAGCAUGUAUAUGAGCGCCUUUUCCCAGGCUGAGCCGCAACCAACCGGAUCAAGGAUGCCAGGGGGCUGGGACGCCGAUCCGAGCCCAGAAACUUCACCCAAGGUCAAGAAAGCAAGCCCAGUACCGCGCCAGCCGUCGCCACCGGCAUUCGAAGCAGCCGUGACCACGCCUGAGCCAGCGACGCCCAAGUACUCGGAUGCACCAGCAUCUCCUCCGCCAAAGACACCGUCGUCGAUGGUCGAGUCAGAGUCAAGCUUCGAAGACGCGAGAGAGUCAAAGGAGUCUCCCAAGGUGGUGCCCGAAAGCGACGAUAUCGCAGAAACGCCCGCGCAGGCAGAUGAUGUUGCAACCCCAAGAGGGCCGACCAGACUGGUAAAGGAGCUUGUGUCUCUCCAGAGCAUAUCGCUGUACGUUCCGUCAUUACACCAACACGUACAUGUGCCAGCCGACGCUCACGCCUCGGUUCUGAGCCACAAUCCGGCGUCACCCGGCCUUGCUAGAUCAGUUGCGCCGCAAAUUCCUGGAGCCUUCUCGGUGUACUCCACAUCACCGGGACUGAAGUCGAGCUUUGCGCCUACGUCGCCGGGACUCGUUAUGACCGAGCCGGAAAGCGACGGGACCCUGGAGGUCCAACUUUCACCCCUGGAGAUCCGCUUCGACGCCUCGUUGGCGUAUCUGCUCGCCGUCGUGGUUGGCAAGUUAUUGGAUGCACUGAAGGGCAAGGACAGUCCUGCUCCUGCCCCGAAGACGACUGAAACCGCAAAGGCACAGCAGGACUUUACGAUGCCUGACAUGAAAGUGGUUUUUGAGAAGAUCUCACUCCAUCUUGUUCACCAACUUGGCGGUGUUGCCGACACUGCAGAAAGAAUCCUAGGCUCCCCAGGAUUGCAGAUGCAGCCAGAGAUCCUUCUCCGCACCGAUCUCGAUAACCUCAGUAUAUCGCUCAAGAAUUCUAAGAAAGCCCUUGAAACGACUAUGGACCUAGAAAAGUUCCGCUUUGGCUACGCAAAGGAUGAUAUCAUCUCAUUCGACCAGAGCCUUCAGAUGCGGGCUUCCGUCAUGGACAAGUUCCCAUCGGUCGGCUCAGACAUAUCCGUCAAGGUGAUAAAAUCAUCCGACUCAAUUCGGACGGAAAUUACGACCUUGCCACUGCUGGUGCACCUCGACCUGCAAAGGCUAGACGAGACGUUCAGUUGGUUUGGUGGCCUGAGCAGUUUUCUUAACAUGAGCUCUUCAAUCUCAUCGAACGCUUCCCCGUCCGUCAGAACGCCAGCACAGCCACCUCCAAAGCCCCGUGGAGUUCGCUUCGACGCCCCGAUCAACCCCGACGAUAAGUCAGCGUCGGCCGAAAACAAGAUUGAUAUGCGGAUAGGAGGCUUCAAUCUUGAACUGAAGGGCAAAGAGUGUAGUGUUGGCCUGGAGACGAGUGCGGUCAAGAUGGUGAGCCGAGAGUUGGGCAUCGGUUUUGCGAUCAGCAAAGUCCGACUUGCUGGACCUUACGUGAGAUACUCUCGAAGCGAGCCGCCUAUCUCGGCGGAUAUUGGAGGUGUACGCUUCGAAUACCUUGCGACACCGAAGGACAAGGACCUUGAGAGGCUUCUUGAACUCAUCAUCCCGUCUAAGGUCAAAUUCGACCAGGGCGACGAUGAGAUCAUGGUGGACACUCUCCUGCGACAACGGCGCAAGGGUGGCGUGCUGCGGGUCACUUUUGACCAGUUUAACGUGAGGGUUGAUCGGAUGCAUCAACUAAACUGCCUCCCUGCCCUGGGAGAAGAGGUUGCGCGACUGGCAACCGUUGCCAAAUAUCUCCCAGAAGACGACCGUCCAGGUAUUCUCCUUUUAGCUGAGGUCAAGGAGCUGGGUGCGGUCCUUGAUUUCGGCGGAAAACUUGGCAUGUUGAACGCGAACCUUAAGAACUUUGAAGUCGCUCAAAUUACGGUGCCCUCGUUGGUGGCAUUCGGCGUCCACGCCAUCUCCGUGAAUCGCAACCACCGAGAGGACCUUGUGAGUUCAUCAACAACAUUGCCGCCCGGAACGCUCAACCAAGGUCCUGUGCUUAUGGUACGGAUGAUUGGAGAUGAGAUGGAGCCAGUCAUAAAGAUCAAGAUGCGCGAUGUGACGAUCGACUACCGUGUGCCAACGAUUAUGGAUGUCCUGGGGCUUGGGGAGGAUGCUACACCACAAGACUUUGAAGCCAGCCUUGCUGCUUCUGUGGCCAAUCUCGGCGAGCAAGCACACACUGCCCUCGCCGGCAAGAGGCCUCAGACUACGACCCGACUUCCGGACCCUGCUCGACCUAACAGUAAGCCUAUGACGGUCGACUUGGUUCUUCGCGAUUGCUUGGUCGGCCUGAACCCCCUGGGUCUACCUUCGAAACUCCUCAUCGCCCUGACUGAUGCUCGGCUUCAAGUGGUGCUUCCAAAGGACGUGGACACCACGGCAAAUCUGGAUCUAAACAAGGCCUCGAUCCUGCUCAUCGACGAUGUGGCUAACAUAGGUGCGAGCUCUACUGUGAACCGUCGGCAGUCGGCAGACAUGUCAUCCCAGCAGGUUUCGCGACUAGUUUCGCAAGGCUUUGUAAGCAUCUGCUAUAUAUCCUCGGCAAAAGCAGUCGUGAAGGUGUCGGAAAGUCGAGAGGACGGUGAAAAGCAUGUCGAUAUCGAACUACGUGAUGAUCUGCUUGUGCUGGAGACGUGCGCCGACUCGACGCAGACUCUCAUCACCCUGGCCAAUGCGCUCACGCCGCCCACUCCGCCCAGCAAGGAGAACAAGUACCGGACCUCAGUUGUUCCGGUACAGGACCUCCUGGCUUCGAUAUCGGCGGAGGCAUUCGGCAGGGCAGAAGGCGACUACGACUUUGACAAGGAUUUUGAGCUUGCCCAAGAGCUGGGCGGCAGCGACGAAUACGAUGUCGCUAGCGACACCAGCCCGCUCCAAAUCGAUUCGCGCUACUACGGAGAUGCCGGCCCAUCGGAGCCGCUCUUUGAUGCCGAGGGCUCGAUAACGUCAAAUGCCACAACAACCCAGGAUACCCACGAUGGAGUACUGCUGACGAGCUUCAACGCGAAUGCAUCUCAGCAUUCCGACGACGGCAGCGACCUAGUGAUCCACGAGAACUUCUUCGAUAAGGGGCCCGAGACCGAUGGUAGAGCCCAGGUCUGGAACUCAUCCAAGAACAGCUACGACAGAGCGCCCAAGGAUCUCGUUAGGAGGAGCCCACUCCGAGUCUCGGUGCGUGACGUGCACGUAAUCUGGAACCUGUUUGAUGGAUACGACUGGGAACGUACGCGCGACGUUAUUUCCAAGGCCGUGCAGGACGUCGAGAACAAGGCCUAUGAGCGCCGCCGGCGAUCGGAUCGCGCCGUAUUCGAAGAUGACGCUGAAGAAGACGAGACUGUCAUUGGUGACUUCCUCUUCAACUCAAUCUACAUUGGGAUCUCAACCAAGCAAGACCCCCGAGAGCUUGCGCAAAUGGUCAACCAGGAGUUGAACGACAACGCCACCGAGACGGAGUCUCUCGCAACCACAGCAUUUACCACAACGACGAGUCGGGCGGGGGGUGUCAGGCCCAAGAAGAGGUUGAGACUGAACCGAAGCAGGCAUCACAAGAUUACGUUCGAACUGCAGGGAGUCAACGUGGAUCUGAUUGCCUUCCCUCCCGACUCUGGCGAGACACAGAGCUCCAUCGAUGUUCGAAUUCAGAACCUGGACGUCUUCGACCACGUCCCAACCUCGACUUGGAAGAAGUUUGCCACGUACGAUCAAGACGCCGGCGAGCGGGAGAUGGGUACCAGCAUGGCUCACCUGGAACUGCUCAAUGUGAAGCCCCAACCGGAUCUUGCGGCUUCCGAAAUGGUGUUGAGAGUCACAGUGCUGCCCCUUCGACUGCAUGUCGACCAAGAUGCCCUCGACUUCAUCACCAGAUUCUUCGAGUUCAAGGACGACAGCGCUCCUGUUCAUAGCUCGACCAGUGACGUACCGUUCCUCCAGCGCGUCGAGGUCCACGACAUUCCUGUCAAGCUGGAUUUCAAGCCCAAACGAGUUGACUACGCAGGAUUGAAGUCGGGCCGAACUACAGAGUUCAUGAACUUCAUCAUCCUGGACGAAGCACGCCUGACUCUGCGGCACACCAUCAUCUACGGCGUUUCCGGUUUCGACAGGAUGGGCAAGAUUCUCAACGAUAUCUGGAUGCCGGACGUCAAGGGGACUCAACUGGCUGGGGUUCUCGCCGGCCUCGCGCCGGUCCGCGGCAUCGUCAACAUCGGCAGUGGCUUCAAGGAACUCAUCGAGGUCCCCAUCAAGGAAUACAAGAAGGAUGGCCGCAUCGUCCGCAGCAUCGGCAAGGGCGCGGCGGCCUUCGCCCGCACCACCGGCACUGAGAUGGUCAAGUUCGGGGCCAAGCUGGCCAUCGGAACGCAGUACGCGCUUCAGGGGGCCGAGGGUCUGCUGAACAAGCCGCAGGCUGACAACACUUGGGAGGAGGCUAAUCUCGAUCCGGAGGAGAAGAAGCAGAUCUCCCUGUACGCGGACCAGCCCACCGGCGUCAUUCAAGGGCUGCGGGGAGGUUAUUCGAGCUUGACGAGAGACCUGAACAUGGCCCGCGAUGCCAUCAUUGCGGUGCCUGGCGAAGUCAUGGACAGCCAGAGUGCUCAGGGUCUCGCCAAAGCAGUAUGGAAGCGGGCACCCACCAUCAUCUUCCGUCCGGCCAUUGGAGCUACCAAGGUAAUCGGACAGACCCUGAUGGGCGCAACGAACAGUCUGGAUCCGCAGAACAGGCGUAGAGCUGAAGAAGUGAGUAGCCCUCUGACGCGAAUCCCUCCCCAAAAUGAAGAGUGA
Molecule: messenger RNA, 6234 nt
Organism: Colletotrichum spaethianum
Lineage: Eukaryota; Fungi; Ascomycota; Sordariomycetes; Glomerellales; Glomerellaceae
Product: autophagy-related protein 2
Exons: 2
Coding region: 1-6234 (2077 amino acids)
Biological process (GO): piecemeal microautophagy of the nucleus; autophagosome assembly; autophagy of mitochondrion
Cellular component (GO): phagophore assembly site; extrinsic component of membrane
Molecular function (GO): phosphatidylinositol-3-phosphate binding
Source: RefSeq, a predicted model, not a curated record